AUGGAUUGGAAAACGUUGAAUCCUGGAACGUUUGCACAAGUUAUAAAUGAUGAUGGUCGACAAAUAGCAAAAGAUGACAAGUACAUGAAUGCAGUCCAAGAGAUUUGGCAGAGUGCCCAACCUCACACCGUUCCUACCGAAAUAUCUUCAUUUGUUUACCAAGGUGAAGAAGAAGCAGGGGACGAACGGACUCAGCUCUAUGGGCAUGUUGCUCGGCGAAAGCUGGUCUCAAAAGAGGGCAAAAGUCGUUCCAUUCCAGGAGUGUUACUGUUCCAUACGGGUGCGGGGGCACAAGAUGUCUUCCUCUUUCAAAGAGCUGCACUCAUUUUACAAUCCAUUGAUUGUGUAGUCUUUAUCUGUGACAUCCUAUCAGAUGAGCAGGGUUGGGGAUGGGGCUCUAAUCGAAGUCGGUAUGUUGCUGAGAAAGAUGCGUUGAUGGAAGAAAACGCAAAGUUAUUGCAAUCUCGAGUGGCAGCAGCUGUCAAAUCACUGUGCAAGAUAGGUUCACUCUAUGGGGGCGACGAUAUUCAAGUAGAUCCAAAACGGAUCGCCGCCUUAGGAUGGUGUUUUGGUGGCCAUCCUAUAUUCGAGUUAGGCAUGACUUCUCCAGGGUUGGCCUCUUCUAUUCCAGAUCUUGAUGUUAAGGCCAUGGUUACGUUUCAUGGAGUGUUUGGGCGAGAUUGGAGCACCUACGUUCCUCCCAAAGAAUGCGCUCCAAACACCAAGACAGAUUCUACAUCAAAACCGAAAAUGCUAAUAUUCAAUGGAGCCCUAGAUCCCUUUGUUGCACAGAAAGACUUAGACGAGGUAAAUACGUAUCUCUCAAGGAAUAAUAUUGAAGUACAAGUACAUCAGCUCGAAGGUGCAAAACAUGGUUUUUCAAACUCAGCACAAUCAUUUAAUGAGAACCCAGCCUUCGAAUACAAUGAGAAAGGUGCAAAUGAAAGUUGGGAAGCUACCAUCGCAAUGCUAAAGGGUACACUAGCAUGA
This is a messenger RNA of Cylindrotheca closterium, 990 nucleotides long. The record is from the annotation of a GenBank genome assembly. Lineage: Eukaryota; Bacillariophyta; Bacillariophyceae; Bacillariales; Bacillariaceae.